Molecule: messenger RNA, 2002 nt
Organism: Rattus norvegicus (Norway rat)
Lineage: Eukaryota; Metazoa; Chordata; Mammalia; Rodentia; Muridae
Gene: Plin5
Product: perilipin 5
Biological process (GO): lipid droplet organization; negative regulation of peroxisome proliferator activated receptor signaling pathway; negative regulation of fatty acid beta-oxidation
Cellular component (GO): lipid droplet; cytoplasm; cytosol
Molecular function (GO): identical protein binding; lipase binding
Source: RefSeq, a predicted model, not a curated record
CAGGCGCAGAGGACAGUGGGACAGCCAUGGUGGGGACACUUAGGACAUGAGCCUUGAGGUCAGCGUCCCUGUCACCCUCUGCCUCAACUUUCUUGCCUGUCAAAGGGAUCUGAUUUUCCGGCUGCUGCCUCCACCUCUGUAAGUGGGGCUGGUGUUCCUGUCUGUCCCUACUGGAAAUGGACCAGAGAGGCAAAGACACCACCCUAGCUCUACACAGCAGGAUGUCCGGUGAUCAGACAGCUCAGGACCCUGGAUCCAGCCUGGGGGAACUGGACCAGCACAACGUGGUGAAGCGAGUGGUGGCCUUGCCCCUGGUCAGGGCCACGUGCACUGCUGUGUCUGGUGCCUACAACUCAGCCAAGGACAGGCACCCGCUGCUGGGCUCUGCCUGCCGCUUUGCUGAACACUGUGUGUGUAGUGUGGCUACCUGUGCCCUGGACCACGCACAGCCACUGCUGGAGCACCUGCAGCCCAAGUUGGCCACAGUGAAUGAUCUUGCCUGCAGGGGACUAGACAAAUUGGAAGAGAAGCUGCCCUUCCUGCAGCAGCCAUCGGACACGGUGGUCACCUCAGCCAAGGAUGCAGUGGCCAAAAGUGUCACAGGCGUGGUGGACCUGGCCCAAAGGGGCCGGCGUUGGAGCGGGGAGCUGAGGCGCUCCGUGAGCCAAGCCAUGGACACUGUGCUGAGGCGCUCCGUGAGCCAAGCCAUGGACACUGUGCUGGGCAAAUCAGAGGAGCUGGUGGACCAUUUCCUGCCCAUGACUGAAGCUGAGCUAGUGGCCCUGGCGACUGAGUCCCAGGGCCCAGAAGUGGGCUCAGUGGAGGAGCAGAGGCAGAAACAGGGCUACUUUGUGCGUCUGGGAUCCCUAUCGGCACGCCUCCGCCAUCUUGCCUAUCAACACUCUUUGGGGAAACUGAGGGAGAGCAAACACCGCACCCAGGAGAUGCUGGCCCAGCUGCAGAAAACUCUGGAGCUGAUCCAGCAUAUGCAGAGUAGGGCAAGCCCCACCCCUACUUUCCAUCACCCAAAGGUCCAGGAGCUUUGCGGGGACUGGAGCCCAUGUCUGGAGAAUGGCUACCGCCACAGCCAGGUGGAGCUGGAGACACUGGCUCUGUCGAGAAGUCUGACCCUGGAGCUGCAGAGUGCAGUGGAUGCCCUUGCAGGCUGUGUUCGGGGCCUGCCCCCUAGUGCCCAGGCCAAGGUGGCUGAAGUGCAGCGCAGUGUGGAUGCUCUACAGGCCACCUUUGCUGAUGCACACUGCCUUGGUGACGUGGCACCCACUGCUCUGGCUGAGGGCCAGGACAGCGUGGCCCAGGCACAUGCCUGUGUGGAUGAGUUCCUGGAUUUGGUCCUUCGAGCCAUGCCACUGGCCUGGCUUGUGGGGCCCUUUGCGCCCAUCUUGGUGGAGCGGUCAGAGCCCCUGAUCAACCUGGCCACCUGUGUGGAUGAGGUGGUGGGUGACCCUGACCCCCGCUGGGCACACAUGGACUGGCCAGCCCAGCAGAGGGCCUGGGAGGCUGAGCCUGCAGACCCUGGGGGACAAGAGGCUGAGCCCCCACUGGGCCAGGUCAAGCACACAAUGAUGCCAGAGCUAGACUUCUGACCAUCGAGGUCCCUACUGCCCCCUGGUGGUCCUAUGACAGCACUCAAGCUAGUCAGGGCUUCUGCUCCCUUCCCUAGAUUUUGAGGUCUAAGUGGACUUCAGCAGACAAAUUUCAACCCCUCACAGGAGACCCUUCCUUAUGAUCAUGUCCUUACCCCCAAAGUUGACGGCCAGCUUGAGCUGCCUUAUCAAGAAUGUCUCAAAAAAAAAAAAAAAAAAAAAAAAAAAGAAAGACAAAGGUGGCUGGGAGGAAGACCUGGUACCCACAGUACCUGGGGGCUUGGGACUCCUCAAAUCAAAUGAUUUUGGUUAGUGCCCAGCCACCCUUGCUGGGCCAGAGAGACUCAAUUGCUUUGCUGUUUGUGGUCCAGAAUAAACAUGUUUGGUGUGGUCUAAGG